Galleria mellonella (greater wax moth) is the source of this 1325-nucleotide messenger RNA. RefSeq names its product rRNA-processing protein UTP23 homolog. NCBI's taxonomy places the organism in Eukaryota, Metazoa, Arthropoda, Insecta, Lepidoptera, Pyralidae. The record is from RefSeq and is a predicted model, not a curated record. Gene Ontology annotation, cellular component: small-subunit processome; nucleolus. The coding region runs from base 23 to 790 and encodes 255 amino acids. The transcript has 2 exons. Gene Ontology annotation, molecular function: small ribosomal subunit rRNA binding.
ACAAAUUUAAUUAUAAUCCAGAAUGAAGAUAACAAGGUACAAAAAAGUUCAAAGAUACAUGAAAUUCUAUUACAACAAUUUUGGUUUCCACCAGCCUUACCAGAUUUUGGUGGACGGCACAUUUUGUUUUACUGCUUUCAAAGAACAAAUCAAUAUUAGAGAACAAAUACCAAAAUAUCUCAAUAGUCAAGUAAAGUUACUUACGACUAGAUGUAUUAUUAUUGAAACUGAAAAAAUUGCCAAGAAAACACAUGGAGCUCUAACAAUAUUAAAGCAGUAUGGUAUUCAUGAAUGUGGCCAUACAGAGCCUGUCAGUGGUGCAAAAUGCAUUUUGUCUAUGAUCGGUAAGACCAAUGAGAGACACUACAUAUUAGCAUCUCAGGACAGAGAUUUACAAGAAAAACUUCGAGCACGAGCUGGUGUUCCACUCCUUUAUUUCCACAACAAGUCACCAACACUUGAUAAACCCUCGCGAGCAAGCUACGACAAUGCUGGCCAAUCAUUAGAGACGCAAAACAUAUUUAUCAGUGAAACACAAAAUGAGACAUUGAAAUGUAUGAAAAAAGCACUAGGGGUUGAAGAAAAAGUGGAAGAAACUAAAAUUCCAGUGAAAAAGAGAAAAGCUCAUAACCCCAAUCCCUUAUCCUGUAAAAAGAAGAAGAAAAAGCCAGGGCAACAUGUAGGUGUCAAGAAAGACAGCGACACUGGUAGUGGUAAAGUUAGAAAAAGAAACAAGAAGAAGUUACCUAAGCAUAUAAAGGAGCAUUUAAAAAUGUCAGCUUCAUGUUAAGGAUUUCUUGCAAAUAAAUUUUUUAUUAAAUACUAUUAAAAGGUCUUUGAUUCAUAGAGAGUAUCCGUGGAGUAAGCUGAAAUCAGUACAUAUAAAGAAGACUUAUAGACUUAACAUUAACCUGAAAUAGGAAAUAUUACUAAAAAACAUGAGUUUGAAAGUGGAUGGAGGGAUACAGUUGAAGAGGACCUAAGAUGAGAUGGAUGGACUGUGUGAAAGAAAAUAUGAAUUAUUAUGAGCACAAUUAAAAUUAAACCUUAGGUAAAUAACAGGACAUAUUUAUCUUUUAUUAGUUUCUACCUGCGAUUUUGUCUGCUUAACUAUAUCUUUCUCCAUCACAUAGAGAAUGUGUUUGCCAACUUUCAUAAUGAUUAGUUAAGCUGUUAAAACAAUAUAAGGUAACAAAUAAUUACAUUUAUAAUAUUAAUAAGUAUUAACCUUGUAAAGUCUUCCGAAAUACUUGUAUGCUGUUUUCCUGACUGAAAAGUGAGAUAUGACAAUAAAAGAAUUGCAAUGUAUAAAAGAUAUCAUGGAA